CAUUUUUCACACAAAACAGUGUAAAUCUAAACUGUACAUAGAAUUGUCUACCACAACAAUCAUAUCCAUCAAAAUGAAGGUAACCAUACUCACCAAGAAAUACAUCAAACCUGCCACCCGAACCCCUCCAAACCUCAGGCGCUACAAAUUAUCCGCCUUAGAUGAGCUCAUACCACCCAUGAACAUGAGCGUCAUUCUCUUCUACCCGCCAAACCCCAAACCCGACACGAAACCCGAACCGCAACAAACCCUCCCUCAUAUCCUCACCCGAUUCUACCCUUUCGCCGGACGCUACCUCCAAAACAACCUCUCGAUCGAUUGCAACGACGAGGGCGCCGAGUUCGUCGAGGCCGAGCUCCCCGGCCUCGACCUCGCGACCUUUCUCUCGAAAACCGAGAAAGACGGCCUCGACUGCCUCCUCUCCCGAACGACCUACGAAGCCGACAAUCCCGACGACCCGAUACUCUCCGUUCAAAUCACGAAUUUCCCCGAAUGCGGCGGAAGAGCUGUCGGCAUCAGCCUCUCGCACCGAGUUUCCGACGCGUCCUCGCUCGGGACGUUCGUCUCCGCAUGGGCCCACGCAGAAAAAAAAACCGUCGUCCCGACUUUCGAAGGGACGUCGAUUUUCCCCAGCACGGGCCUCGCACCGCAGCAGCGCGUCCAGGGGCAGACGCAGACUCGCAAGACUGAGGGGGCACAAACGUCCGCCGUUGGGAGUGUCGCGGUCCGCGGGCUCCGGUUCGGGCGGGAGGCCGUGUCCCGGUUGAGAUCCGAGCUCGGGCCGGAAUCCCGGGUGCGCUUGGCGAGCGCGUUCGUGGCCAAGGCAUUGUUGAAAAUCGAGCUCGCGAAAGACGGGAGGGCUUGCUACUUGGGGCAAGGGGUGAACAUGCGGUCGAGGACAGUCCCGCCUCUCGGGAGCCACGCGUGCGGGAAUUUCGUGUACCAGGCGGUGGUGCGGUGCAUGGAGGCAGGCGGCGCUUGGGAGCCGGGGCUUGACGAGUUGGUCCGCGUGGUCGGGGGAUCGAUAGAGAAGGCGGUUGGGGAGUGUGGAAGGGUUAUGUUGUUGGAUGGGGAGAGACGCGUGGAGAUGGUGAGAAGGCCGUUGGAGAAAUUGUUUGAGAUGGGGGCGCGUGGGGAGAAUUUUGUGGCGAUUUGGUUUACGGAUUGGAGCAAGUUUGGGUUUUACGAAGCGGAUUUCGGGUGGGGGAAGCCUGUUUGGGUGCGGGUGGGGAAUGUGCGUACGGAGAAUCUGACGAUACUUAUGGAGGAUAGAGAGGGCGGGGGAAUUGAGGCGUGGGUGCAUCUAAGCCAUGAGGACGUGCCUGCCUUUGAGAGUGAUGAUGAUAUCAAAUUGUUCUUAGUUGCCUAG
Messenger RNA from Striga asiatica, 1369 nucleotides. Lineage: Eukaryota; Viridiplantae; Streptophyta; Magnoliopsida; Lamiales; Orobanchaceae. The record is from the annotation of a GenBank genome assembly.